UUCUCCUGGUUUUUCUGUGCUGCAGUAAUCUAAAAUCAAUUAGAAUCGUUCUAGAGAAUAACUGGCUGGCUUCAAGAUUUGAGUCCGGGUAACGGUUCAAAGUAGGUGUAUGUGUGUAGGUGGAAGAACGUCACAGAGUUAUAAGAGAGCUGUAGCUACAGAACGGGAAAACUGAGUCAGUGCCGCAAUUUCUUUCGUACCGUUACUUGGCAGAAGUAAACUCAUUUCAAUCAAGGAUCUACACAGAAAAUGGAUGCCAGCACACUGUUGACAUUUCUGUUCCUUUGUUUCUGUAAAAUGGUUUUAGCCACAGAAAACCAUGGGUCUGAUUACUGCUACAAAAUCGAACCGGCCACCAUGACCGGCAUCAUCAUUGGAGACGUUGCCCUGACUGUGCUGGUAGUCAUUGUAGUGUACCACUGUGCCAGCCAACGGAGGAAACGAAGAGAGGAGGCUGAAAAAGUCUACAUGAAUGUUAGGGCCAAUUGCAAGGCCUGAAAAACCAUGAUGUCUCUCACCUUGUGCACGCUCAACGCAUAUUUAACUGAAGAAACAGAAUGAAAGAGCACCAGCACAACAUUACGCCUUCAGAGAUGAAAAGAUAGGCCUCUUUGCUGAACGAAGUUUCCAGGUAUUGGUGUGGAGUAGUGGUAAGGCUACUGGACGUGGUUACUGCAAAGCUUGAGACGAGAUGUAAUCAGAACCUGGUUGAAACUUUCCUGUGACACAAAUAAAAACAAAUGCUUCAACUAGCUUUGCAAACCUAUCACUUGUGUCAGACUGUAAACUGUGUACAUUGCUUGGGUCAGACUGUAAACUGUGUACAUUGCUUGGGUCAGAAUGUAAAUUUACAGGUUGUUUCAUUGACUGCUGUCAUUGUAAAUUGUAUAAAUUCACUGAAUUCAAAGAC
This is a messenger RNA of Anguilla rostrata (American eel), 910 nucleotides long. It is a transcript of the gene hcst, whose product is annotated as hematopoietic cell signal transducer. Gene Ontology annotation, molecular function: signaling receptor binding; phosphatidylinositol 3-kinase binding. NCBI's taxonomy places the organism in Eukaryota, Metazoa, Chordata, Actinopteri, Anguilliformes, Anguillidae. The transcript is spliced from 5 exons. Gene Ontology annotation, biological process: regulation of immune response; positive regulation of phosphatidylinositol 3-kinase/protein kinase B signal transduction. Gene Ontology annotation, cellular component: membrane. Bases 250 to 498 code for a protein of 82 amino acids. The record is from RefSeq and is a predicted model, not a curated record.